Harpegnathos saltator (Jerdon's jumping ant) is the source of this 2143-nucleotide messenger RNA. It is a transcript of the gene Rpn6, whose product is annotated as regulatory particle non-ATPase 6. The record is from RefSeq and is a predicted model, not a curated record. The transcript has 4 exons. Bases 485 to 1756 code for a protein of 423 amino acids. NCBI's taxonomy places the organism in Eukaryota, Metazoa, Arthropoda, Insecta, Hymenoptera, Formicidae.
AGCGUCGAUGACACAAUGAUUCGUUUGACUCACGUAGCACCAUGACACGAGUUUUGCGGCCUCGAGAAUUUGGCGAGAAGAGCGGUGAGGAGUGACAAAACAGAUACGGGAAAGAAAGCGGCGGUAAGAGCGAGUAUAGGAAGGAAGGAACGAACGAACGAAUGAACAGACAGACGAGUGAGUGCAUUGUUGUGUAUACCUCGCAAGCGAACAAGAAUAGUUACGUUCGAUAAGUGUGAUUGGCUCGCCAGCACUGCUACGCAGACAUCAUCCGCGCUGUCUGGCACGUUUUGUACGUACAUACGUGUGCGCUCUGCAUUCGCGACAUUUUUUUUGUCCUUCGCGGUGGCUAUUACUGGUAAUAACAGCGUGCGAACGUGACGGGACAUAGUGUGUGAGUCGCUCACAGACACGCUCCGGCCGUCAAACAACGUCUCCGACGAUUAGCGCAUUUACGGGGUAACGAAGACUCCGCAACUCCGAGAUGGCCGGUGCAAUGUUGUUCGAGCGGGCCCAGGCGGUUUCGGUGACGGAUCGCAGUGAGGGCAUCACUUUGCUCAACGAAAUCGUGUCGGACCCGAGUAUCGGUGUCGCCGAGGAUGACGAGGAUAACAUUCGCGUCAAGGAGCAGGGUAUCCUGCACUUGGGCGAACUCUACAAGAAAGAGGGCAAGGCGAAAGAGCUGGCAGAACUCAUCAAAGCUACUAGGCCGUUCCUCAGCCUUAUCAGCAAAGCAAAAGCCGCCAAGCUUGUGCGUUCUUUGGUGGACUUCUUCCUAGAUCUAGAAGCUGGCAUUGGUAUCGAGGUGCAGUUGUGUAAAGAAUGCAUAGAAUGGGCAAAGGAAGAACGCAGAACAUUUUUAAGGCAAUCAUUGGAAGCACGCUUAAUAGCCCUUUACUUCGACACUGGUAUGUUCAGCGAAGCCUUGCAGCUGGGUUCUGCUCUCUUGAAAGAGCUCAAGAAACUCGAUGACAAACAGCUACUAGUAGAGGUUCAAUUGUUAGAGAGCAAGACAUAUCAUGCUUUGAGCAAUUUAGCAAAGGCGAGAGCAGCGCUUACCAGCGCUAGGACAACUGCCAACGCGAUUUACUGUCCACCCAAGAUGCAAGCAGCUCUGGAUCUACAAUCGGGAAUAUUGCAUGCUGCGGAUGAGCGAGAUUUCAAGACUGCCUACUCUUACUUCUAUGAAGCCUUCGAAGGGUAUGACAGUGUUGAAAGUCCCAAGGCAUUGACGGCGCUCAAGUACAUGUUAUUGUCUAAGAUCAUGUUGCGUACACCAGAAGACGUCCAGGCCAUCAUGUCUGGCAAACUGGCAGUGAAAUAUGCAGGAUUGGACUUGGAUGCGAUGCGAGCAGUCGCUGAAGCUAGCCAUCGACGAUCAUUGGCAGACUUUCAGAAGGCAGUAAAGCAAUACCGACAACAAUUGGAGGACGACGUGAUUGUACGCGCACACCUCGGUUCUCUCUAUGAUGCUAUGCUGGAGCAAAAUUUGUGUCGUUUAGUUGAACCUUAUUCGCGAGUUCAGGUGAGCCACAUCGCCUCGUGUAUAUCUCUACCAUUGGCACAAGUAGAAAAGAAACUAUCGCAGAUGAUAUUGGACAAAAAGCUCCGUGGCGUUCUCGAUCAGGGAGAAGGCGUCUUAAUUGUUUUCGAAGAUACACCCCGCGACAAGACUUACGAAAUUGCGCUGGACACGAUACACAGCAUGGGAAAGGUCGUCGAUACACUUUAUCAGAAAGCGAAGAAACUCACCUAGCCUUAUUUAAUAUGUAUUUAUAUGAGAAAGAAUUUAUCACAAUAAUUAUAACCAUUAAUAAUUAGUUACUUUCAUUAAACAUGGUUGAUUAACUGUGUUUUUCCGUAAUUAACAAUGACGACACUUUUAUUGCAAAGAAGUGCUCAUUUAUCCGAUAUGUUCGUAUAGAGUUGCCUUUAUCGAUAAUAGAAAUUGUUUGAGAACGACUGUUACAAGUACGAAAUGAUCAAUUCGCCUGAGAUUUAACGAAUAAGUCCUCUUGAUCUAGCUUUUAGGAGUUAUUUUUCGUAAAUAUUCCUCAGAGAGAAAGAAGAACGAGCGAAGUGAAGUGAAGUGAAGAUGUCAUAAUGUCGAAAAACAUGAAAUAUAACAAGACUAAAAGAAUCA